Molecule: messenger RNA, 1647 nt
Organism: Musca domestica (house fly)
Lineage: Eukaryota; Metazoa; Arthropoda; Insecta; Diptera; Muscidae
Product: heparan sulfate 2-O-sulfotransferase pipe
Exons: 4
Coding region: 111-1016 (301 amino acids)
Cellular component (GO): membrane
Molecular function (GO): sulfotransferase activity
Source: RefSeq, a predicted model, not a curated record
UGCUUCGGAACUUGAGUCAAAAUUUUGCAUUGGAAUUUUGGAAAUGUUUGGAUGACAACAAUCGGACAAUAAUAACAAUAUGAACAAAUGCAUAUCAAAUACCGGUCUAAAUGCAAUCUCUCAACGUGCACGAUCUCAACAAUACCCGCAAGGCCCAACUGGAGUUGGUCUUCUUCAAUCGUGUACCCAAAGUGGGUAGUCAAACAUUUAUGGAAUUGUUGCGACGCUUAUCGGAACGUAACAACUUCCAAUUCCAUCGUGAUGCCGUUCAAAAGGUCGAAACAAUACGCCUGGCAGAGGAACAACAACAUGAAUUGGCCGAGGUAAUAAGUGAUCUCCCCGAGCCUUCGGUAUUCAUUAAACAUGUGUGCUAUACGAAUUUUACCAAAUUCAAUUUGCCCACACCAAUCUAUAUAAAUGUCGUCAGAGAUCCUGUGGAACGUGUUAUAAGUUGGUUCUACUAUGUUCGAGCUCCAUGGUAUUUUGUGGAACGUAAAGCGGCCUUCCCCGAUUUACCUUUGCCCCAUCCGGCCUGGUUGAAAAAGGAUUUUGAAAGCUGCGUACUGUCCGGCGAUCAGGAAUGUACCUAUACCCAGGGUGUAACUGUGGAGGGUAUCGGUGAUCAUCGUCGCCAAAGUUUGUUCUUCUGUGGCCAUGCCUACGAAUGCACGCCCUUUAAUUCUGUGGGAGCUUUGGAGCGAGCUAAAUAUGCUGUGGAAAGCCAAUAUUCGGUUGUGGGUGUUCUGGAAGAUCUCAACACAACGUUGUCGGUAUUUGAAAAAUAUAUACCACGAUUUUUCGAAGGUGUUCGGGAAAUAUAUGACACCAGUGCCGAAUAUCUAACAAAAAUCAAUAAAAACAAUUUCAAGCCACCGGUCAGUGAACGUGUUAAGGAAAUUGUUCGCCGCAAUUUUACCAAUGAAAUCGAGUUCUAUCAAUUCUGUCGACAACGUUUACACAAACAGUACUUGGCGGCGCAUUUGCCCGAUAAAAUAUCGCCACGCCUUAGGCCAUAGAUGUCAUGUAAUUCACCCUGAACACAAAGAGGCCGAAGGCAAUCCGAAGAGUCUUUAAUUUCAUGAAAUAAAACAAACAAAAAAAUGAAAAAAGCAAAAAUUCUUAUAAAAAGAAAUAAUUGUACAUUUUUGUAAUUAUUAUUUAGUGUUUCAUUAUGUUGUAAUCAUGUUUUUUUUUUAUUAAUUUAAAUAUUUUUUUUUAUUUGUUCUCAUUUCCAUUAAGAAAAAACAACCAUAACUUGUUUCUAUUAAAUAUUUUUUUUUAUUUAUAUAUGUUUUUCGUAUAAAAAAUAUGUGCGUUUUUAUGUUUGUUAUAGUUAAAAAUAUGUUUUUUUUUUCAUUAAUUGUUAUUUUUUAAUAGAUAUUUUAAGUUUUUCUUUUUAAUUUGUAUUUGACAUUAUUUGUUUUCUAUGGUAUUGCUUAAAAUAUUCGUUGUUUUCCUUCUUCUAAUGCCUGCAAAUAUGUCUUAUAUUAGGAAUAUUUUUCUUUCUAGGAAAAAAAGAGAAAAUAAUGUGAUCUUCCAUGAAAUUAGCUUAUAACAUUCUUGAACUUUAAUUUAAAUCUUCUUAAAUAUAAAUUAGUGUUAAUAAAACGAACAAAUAACGAUAUUAUAAAAUAAAUAACAAAAUUA